Molecule: messenger RNA, 1989 nt
Organism: Chara braunii
Lineage: Eukaryota; Viridiplantae; Streptophyta; Charophyceae; Charales; Characeae
Source: the annotation of a GenBank genome assembly
UUACAGAGAGGCUGGCAAACUUGCCUCUCUUGCGCAUCCUCAUGGUGCUUGUGAGCUGGAUGCGACUCGGAGGCGCUUGUUUUGCCUCUGAUUCACAACAGGAGUGGAGUGUAGCCUUCGUCAUCCUACUACGUGCUGUUUCGGGACUUGCAGGUGACUCGCAGCUGUGUUUGGCAAUUUUUUGCAGUGUCARCUCGACCAGUUGCCUCACGACUGCCUUCAACGUCUACGAGGAGCGCAACUUCAGGAUGAAGUCCUCGAGCUUGGCUAUGGCGGUCAUGAUGGCCGUUGCGAUAGGCAUGGUCGUGCUUGUUGCUUAUGCUCCCACUGUGGCUGGAGACGGGGGGUACUACUGCUGGAGCAACUACGAUCACGAGCCGAAGACAAUCAAGAGGAUCAACUGCAAGAAGAACCCGCAUGCGGCAAGCCUUCACGGAUGCCAGCAGCAAUGCGACAUGAACGAGGACUGUGAGGGCAUCGUUUACAUCAAUGGCGUUCACAACUGGAAGAAGGGCAAAAUCUGCUGCUUCCUCAAGAGUGACAUCGAAGAAGAGCGCCUCGAGUACCAGCCCCACCGCACCACGUGCGAGGAGAACUAGGCUCGGAUGGAGGUACUGGACGAGCUUCACCCUGGGCCUCUCUGUCUGUUGUUGAGGAACUGAGCUCGGAUGGAACUAUGGAACCACAAUGGAACUAACUAAGCUCGGAUGAAACUAGGGGACCAGAAUGGAACUAAGCUCGGAUGAAACUAGGGGACCAGAAUGGAACUAAGCUCGGAUGGAACUACGGGACCAGAAUGGAACUAAGCUCGGAUGGAACUCGGGGACCAGAAUCUCACUCUUGUUGUGAAUGAUGCCCCAUUGCCCCUCACGACUGUUUGACUCCUUGGGGGCGGAGUGAAAGGAGACGGAUACCCACCUACCAUAGACGUAGAGGUCAGAAAGGAGUCGGCUGCGGAGAAGGGAAAGAGAAGAGGCCUAGACGAAAUUGAUGUCACUGUUAUGAAGUAAUAUGAACAUUAGGAAAACGGGCAACAGUAGGUGUGCCUUUUUUUAAGUCGAUGUUUCCAACUUUCUAGUCUGCCGGGGGGGGUUCGGAGGGAUCAUAGAGCUAUCUAGACGGCUAUUAAGAGGUUCAACUUGAACGAGCCGAAAGCCAUGAUCACCUUUGAAGCAGAUGGAGUGAUGGACGACCUCAAGGUGGCGUGAGGAGAGGGGUGUCCGUCAUCUGUUUUGCCCUGCUUUCUCUCUCCACGUCAAGGCGGACAAGUCAUGGGCUAUAACACUGACAGCUUUUGCAUGCAUAGGAUCACAUUAACAACGACAGACUCUGUGAGUUAUGAGUUCAUACUAUGUCUAAAUGGUCGGUGGUCUAAAUGGUCGGUCACAUGCGGUGGAUGACGUAUGCACACUUGGAGCAACGAUGCUAUGUUUGUUCAGUACAGUUCUGGUCACAUUAUAACUUCACAAAAAAAGAAAAAGAAAGAAAAAAAGGUAUGCUAMAGUGGAUCAUCGACUCAUGUUGGCAAAGAAAUGUUUUUUAAUUCAGCGAUUACCCGAGACAUGCACCUCUUUCUCCGGCGGGAUACUCAGACCAGAAGGUGGGAGGGGGGCCUAGGGGUACGCCAUAGCUCRCUAUGGGCCUAUGGCCUCUAUUAUUACUCGGUGUUCUAUGCUCAUUUUUUUCUGGAGUAAUUCAUUUCGAGAUUUCUUCCAACAACGGCUAUGUGUGUUUGCGGUGCAACAACGGCUGUGUGUGUUUGCGUAUGUGUCAGAGUCAGCUCGCUAUGGCCUCUUUCCCCAAAGCUCAGUCAAAGUGAUGCAUAGUGUGUUGAGUUGGUGUUCCUCCUCCCUUUCCAUUCGGAAGAAAGGGAGUCACAAAAUGAGUUAAAAUUGCACUAUGGGCCAACUUGAAGAUGCAGUUUCGAAUUGCAGUUCGGGCAAUGUAUACAACCCACCUUGCUGGCCAGGUGUAGGGUGCCGGAAGUGC